UCAUGUGCGAAGGAUUUGUAUGUAAAAAUGAUCGAAAUGUGACCUUAUAGUAUCAUAUAUGUCUAAUAUAUCUGCGUAAUGCUUUAUUGUUAAUUUCUAUGUCGAUAAUAUAUUGCCAUUGUAGUUAACAAAUUGCAAUAGUCAUUAGGUGGCUCAUAUUAACACGGCUCGUCGACUAGUAAAGUCCUCGGCCAAUAGUUAUAACAGAUAAUAAUGGCUGAUAAUAUAAAUAGAAAUAUAGUAGAACCUCCUCCUAGGAAGGAAAGUGUUGCAGAUAGAAGGAAAAGCGUAGUCGGGAAACCAUUGGAGUUAGACGAUGUGUUAGUUAACGAAUUGGGACAAUUCGGCUUCUUUCAAUUGAGGAAUAUUCUGCUCGUCGCUUUGCCAAUCAUCGCCUCGGCUUUUAUGAGCGAAUACAUAUUCUCAGCGGCUGCGAUCCCACAUAGAUGUCAAAUACCAGAAUGCGGUGAAACCGGAAAAGACUUUAACUAUGAUCCACAUUGGGUCCUGAACGCGGUACCAGCAACCAGCUCGGGAUUUUCUAGCUGUGAGAGGUUCACUCCCACAGGACUAGAAAACGGAAGCUUGCUCUCCUGCCCCGCUACUCUCUUCGAUCGGCCGAACACCGUCGCCUGUGAUGGCUUUGUUUACGCCAGAGAUAAUUCUGUUGUUUAUGAUUUCGAUCUUGGUUGUCAAGAAUGGCUGCGAGCUCUGGCGGGUACGCUGAGCAGUGUGGGUACUCUCCUAGUCUUGCCCAUCACCGGCUACAUCUCCGACAAGUAUGGACGGCGCAUGGCACUCAUCAUCAGCGUCUUCAACCUUGCACUCUUCGGCCUCAUCCGCGCCUUCUCCGUCAACUACACCAUGUACCUCGUACUACAACUAAUGCAGACGACCUUCGGAGCUGGAACUUUUAGCUCUGCUUAUAUCUUUGCGGCGGAGCUUGUGGGUCCCAAGUAUCGUGUAAUCACAAGUGCAACCUCGUCCUCCAUGUUCGCGGUGGGGCAAGUGGUGCUGGGCGGUGUGGCGUGGGUAGUGCAACCCUGGCGGUACAUGAUAAUGGCCCUCCACAUCCCUUGCUUCCUCAUCAUCGUCUACUAUUGGAUCCUCUCGGAGAGCGUGCGCUGGCUACUCUCAAAGCGCAAGUACGUGGAGGCUCGCGCCGUGCUCGAGAAUGUUGCCAGGGUCAACAAGACUUAUAUCAGUGAAAAGUCCAUGGAAGCCUUGAUGAACCCUCCUGAAGUCACACAUAAGGUUGAAUCAAAUAUAGUGCAAACAAUCUUCAAAUCAAGAGUACUGUUACGUCGAGUAUGCACAACUCCUAUCUGGUGGAUUACCACAACCUUCGUCUACUACGGCUUGUCUAUCAAUUCGACUAGUCUUUCGGACACCAUGUAUCUCAACUUUAUUCUGACCUGCGCUAUCGAGAUCCCCGGCUACGCCACUGCUGUCCUUAUCCUUGACAGGAUCGGCAGGAAGGCUACACUUUCUGGCGGCUUCUUCUUAAGUGCGGCCUGUAACAUCGCUUUUGCUUUUAUACCAUCAGAACUCAAUGUCGUUCGGUUGGUGAUAUACCUACUUGGUAAGUUCGGUAUCUCAGUAGUGAUGACGUCACUAUACCUGUUCACUUCCGAGCUGUAUCCGACUGAGUACCGGCACACUCUGCUCGCCUUCUCCUCCAUGAUCGGCAGGAUUGGAUCAAUCAGCGCGCCGCUCACACCCGCACUGAUGGAGUAUUGGAACGGCAUACCGUCAGUGAUGUUCGGAGCUAUGGGUCUUCUGUCAGGUCUGCUGGUACUGACGCAGCCGGAAACCUUGGGCACCAAGAUGCCUGACACCCUCGCUGAGGCGGAAGCUCUCGGCAAGCCUGAGUCCAAGUUACAAAACAAUUAACCAAUGGAUCUGAUUAGAAGAUAGUUUUAAAGAAGUUAUGGGAAAAUGUUCAGAAAUAUUAUGUAC
Molecule: messenger RNA, 1959 nt
Organism: Papilio polytes (common Mormon)
Lineage: Eukaryota; Metazoa; Arthropoda; Insecta; Lepidoptera; Papilionidae
Product: organic cation transporter protein-like
Exons: 7
Coding region: 214-1893 (559 amino acids)
Biological process (GO): transmembrane transport
Cellular component (GO): membrane
Molecular function (GO): transmembrane transporter activity
Source: RefSeq, a predicted model, not a curated record